Messenger RNA from Pseudoliparis swirei, 4923 nucleotides. It is a transcript of the gene suco, whose product is annotated as SUN domain containing ossification factor. Lineage: Eukaryota; Metazoa; Chordata; Actinopteri; Perciformes; Liparidae. Gene Ontology annotation, biological process: protein folding in endoplasmic reticulum; regulation of bone remodeling. Gene Ontology annotation, cellular component: membrane; cytoplasm. The record is from RefSeq and is a predicted model, not a curated record.
UGUAAAGAAACAGCCUACGUUAAGUGUAGGUUUUAGCCGCAGAAGACAGUGGUUGGUUCAUUUGUAAUCAACGCGACACAAACAAGAGUGUCUUCGGCGUCUUGUGUCGCCGUGAGAGACUAGAACCCCCCCCCCCCCCCCCAAAGAGCGAGGAUGUUGGUCCCCGCGGGAAGAUAAUGAAGAGGCUGCGCGUUGUGUUGGUGUGCCUCAUUGUAGCUCUCCUGUGCUGGUACCCCGGUCAGUAUGUGUGUUGGUCAGAGCAGAGCUCGUCUGGCCCUGGUCAGUCCGUGGGGGACGGGCACCCAGAGGCCCGGAGGCCGGCGCCGGACUCCACGCCACACGAGGUGCUGGAAGAAUGGCCACCGCACACAUCAUACGAUAUGGGACUGGAGACAGAGAGAGCGGCUCUAGAGCAGCUGGCGACGCACAGCGGACACCAAGAACAGACUGUGAAUCCUCGGGACGCGGAGGAGCCCGACCCCGAGACCGUCCCCGACGCCUCUGAGCCGGACCCCCGGCCGGACCCCCCCCAGGCGGACCCGCAGGACCAAGACCAGGACGUCCCCGAGACCUCCACCACCACCAACCCUGAAGCACUUCCUUCGGGGGACGGCCCAGCAGAGACCGUCAGCGACACACAACCCGACCCGGACCCGGCGCCCGUAUCCCACGACGACGACGACACACCUACCUCACACAGCGCCGGCCAGACCCACACGGGUGCGCCGCGGGUUGCCAGUGCAGGAGAUGAACUCCCAGUAGGCAACGUUAUCUUUGCCGAGCUCUCUGUUGCACGGUGCGGGGCGUUCUCCCCCAAACUGGCAACCUGUGAGAACUCCUCUUUUGGCAGGCCGCCUCUCUUCAGUGUGGACAAGGCCGGCAUAGAGGACCAGCGGUUGGACCAGAGUUCUGGUCCUGAAGCAGAGGUCCAGUCUACUGCAGGACACGUGGACCAGGAACAACAACAACAACAACAGAGACGCCAGGAGCUGGAGGACGGGCUGUCUGAUUUGGACCAGGAGGGAAACACUUCUCAAAACCACCGGGAGCUGCAGGCGGGACCCGGCAGCACUGCCAGUGAGCCCGAUCCCUCGGUGUCGAACAAAGAAGACAUCCCCACCUUCGACGAGUGGAAGAAACAAGUCAUGGAGGUGGAGAAGGAGAAGAGUCAGUCUCUGCUCAUCUCCACCAGCGGCGGCCCCCACCUGGUGAAGAAGGUCCAGAAGAACUUCAAGAACAACUACGCCUCCGUGGAGUGUGGCGCCAAGAUCCUGUCAGCCAACAACGAGGCCAAGAGCACUUCAGCUAUUCUCAUGGAGAACAUGGACCUUUACAUGCUGAAUCCUUGCAGCAACAAAAUCUGGUUCGUGAUCGAGCUCUGUGAGCCGAUUCAAGUGAAGCAGCUGGACGUCGCAAACUUUGAGCUCUUCUCAUCGACACCUAAAGACAUCUUGGUUUCCAUCAGUGACAGGUACCCGACCAACAAGUGGGUCAAGCUCGGUACUUUUCAUGCCCGGGACGAGCGGAUCGUCCAGAGCUUCCCAUUGGACGAGCAGCUCUACGCUAAAUAUGUGAAGAUGUUCAUCAAGUACAUAAAGGUUGAACUCCUCUCCCACUUUGGAUCAGAGCAUUUCUGUCCACUCAGUCUCAUCAGGGUGUUUGGCACCAGCAUGGUGGAGGAGUACGAGGAGAUCGCAGACUCCCAGUACCCUUCGGAUAGACUGGAGUACCUGGAUGAAGACUACGAUUAUCCGCCUGGAUACCAACCGUUGGAGGACAAGUCCUCUAAGAACCUGCUCGGCUCGGCCACCAAUGCCAUCCUCAACAUGGUAAACAACAUUGCUGCUAAUGUGAUGGGCGGCAAAUCGGAUCUGGAGGGACGAGCCGAAGCUGGAGGUAAUACGACCUCAGAGGGGGAGAAGAAGCCAAGCUCAGGCGACGCAGCGCAGGACUCUGCAGCAUUGAACUCAGAGCUCCCUGCGCCCCGAGAGGAGGAAGAGGAGGAGGUGGUCUCCUGUGACUCUCCCGCGCCGUCCCCCGACUCCCCGGAGGACCUUAAGAUCGUGACGCUGGUGGAGGAGGAGGACGAAGAGCCCCGGCAGUCCACCGUCACCCUGAUGGAGGAGGAGGAGGCGGAGGAGGAGGAGAAGAGGGAGGCGGACAGGAACCAAUGGGAGAGCCAGACGUACUGUCCUCUCUCCUCCUUCUCGCUCUCCUUCUCCUGCGUGGCCACGCUGCCCGAGCUGCUCCACCGCUGGUGCUCCGCCCGGCUGGCCAAGGAGCGGCUCCGGAGCCUCCGGCGGCGGCAGGGGAGCACUCGGACUCAGACGCACGCCGCUUCGCUCGCGUACACGGCGCCGCCAAGCCCCGCCCCCGCCGCCACGCCCCUCAAGGAGGCGGCCCCCCUCGCGGAAAAGACGCCAGAGGCGCCUGUCGAGGGCGCGGGGAGAACCUCGGACGAGGCGCCGGAGCGCGCCAUCGAGCUGGAGCCGAGCCGCACGGCCGCCAUCCCCCCCCACAGUUUCUCGGACGCCCACGGCUCGCUGGCGUCGCCCACCCCCUCCCACGAGGAGAAGCCGCUCCCUCCCGUUAUGGACGCGGGCGUCGACUCCGCCCCCACGCCGCCCCUCCCGGCCGUCACCGUCCCGGAGACGCAGCAGGCCGGCGCCUCGGCGGCUCCUCCCGGCAUCUUUCCCACGCUCGCCACGGCCUCUGAGACGGCCUCUCCCGGCGUCGUGGCGCCCCCACACAAGGAGCUGCAGUCUCUUCCCACCGCGUCGCGGCCCGAGGACCUCAUCCCCCCGCCCACCGAGCUGCCCGCCGCCCUCCCGCCGCCCGCCGCUCAUGCGGACGCGGCGGCGAAGUUGGGCGCGGACGGCGUCCAGCCCUCUCAGACUCACGGGGAGCACGGCGACUCCCUCGCCGCCGCCGGAGAGCCCCACCGGGCGGAGGAGGCGGCAGCGGACGACGACCUGCUGGGCGCCAACGGGAACGGCAACGUCCACCGGAUCGCCACGGACUUCUACGCCGAGCUGCAGAACGGAGGCGACUACAACGGCGGGGCGGCGGCCGUCGGGAACGGCAACGGCGCCGUCCACGGGUCCAGCCAGAAGGAGAGCGUCUUCAUGAGGCUCAACAACCGGAUCAAAUCCCUGGAGAUGAACAUGAGUCUGUCUGGACGAUACCUGGAGGAGCUCAGCCAGAGGUACCGUAAACAGAUGGAGGAGAUGCAGAGAGCCUUCAACAAGACCGUCAUCAAGCUGCAGAACACCUCCCGCGUGGCCGAGGAGCAGGACCAGAAGCAGACCGAGUCCAUCCAGGUCCUGCAGAGCCAGCUGGAGGACGUCACGCGGCUGAUGCUCAAUCUCACCGCCACGGUCGGCCAGCUGCAGAGAGAGGUGUCGGACCGUCAGAGCUACCUGGUGGUCUCCCUGGUGGUCUCCCUGGUCCUGUGUCUGUCUCUGGGCCUCCUGCUGUGUCUGCAGUGCUGCCGCGGAGGCUCCGCCCCCCCCGCCCCCAGAGCCGUCGCCGCUCCCCUGCCCAAGAGCAACCACUACCCCAGCCCCAAGAGGUGCUUCUCCUCCUACGAUGACAUGAGUCUGAAGCGCAGGGUGACCUGUCCGCUGGUUCGCUCCAAGUCGUUCCACUCCACCCCGAUGGAAGUAGGUCCCGAUGACUUGUACAUUGUAGAACCUCUAAGGUUUUCUCCAGAGAAAAAGAGAAAGCAGAAAAAGUCAAAGUCGUUGGACAAAGUUGAGAUUCUGGCGCCGCUCUCCAACGGGGAGGUGAACUGCAACGGCUUCUGGCCGUGCCUCCCGGCGCCGCCUCCCCCUCCCCUCCUGCCUCCACCUCCGCCGCCUCCCCCUCCCCUCCUGCCUCCACCUCCGUCGCCUCCACCCCCUCCUUCCCUCCCGCCGCCGCCGCCACCUCCUCCUCCGCUUCCUCCUCCUCCUCCUCCGCUCCCGUCGUCGCCGCCCUCCAAGGAGUUCCCCUCGGAGACCAGCAGCUGCAGCUCCUCCACCCACUCCGAGGAGUCGUACGCCGGCCGCCUCGCCCCCCCCUCCCCCAUCCUCCCCUCCGCCGGCCUGUGCGACGGCCACCGGCUGCCGUUCUCCCUCCGGCAGCCGGCGCCGCCGCCACCCGCCAAGGAGCGGCAGCGCUCGGUGAAGCGGCGGAAGUCGCGGCAGACGGAGCUGCAGUUCCCCGCCGUGCAGGCAGGGGGCGGCGGCGCCUCUCUGGCCAUCCUGCAGCAGCUCAUGAGGGGGGGCGAGGAGAUCCGGACCAUCGGGGUGGCCACCGGACACGUCUGAGCACACACACACACACACACACACACACACCUUGAAGGUAGCAGACGUGAGCACCGCGCCGCCCCCUACAGGCGCGCCGUGGGACUGCAGCGUCCUCCGGUCCUCCUCUUCUCAAAGAGCUGUUCACGGUUACGUGCCUUUAAUAUCUGUUCUCGGACCUUUUUAAAAGAUAAGAAAUAUGAAAUCUACAGACGCGGAGAGACGCCGCGGCGCCACAUGGAGACGAGUCCAGUGAAGAGCGGUCAACGCGCGCGUUUCUUCUGUUGCUUCUUUUUUCUACUGGAUAAGCACAUUGUCCUGUGACAGUUGAGUACCAGUGAGUUUUUAAGAGGGAGGGGGGGGGGGGCAAUCAAGAAGUAUUAGGCCGCUCCUUUGGAUGAAAUGUGACCUCUGGGGUGACCUCUGGAGCACGACAAACUAACUCUCAUCCUUAUUUCCUCCCGUCUUUCAUUGCCAUCGUUUUUUUUCUUCUUUCUUCGUAUUGCAUCCUAACACGACUGCAGGUGUUUGUUAUGGGACCAGAGCAUUCAUCUCUUUCUCUCUUUCUCUCUCUUUCUCUCCCCCCCCCCCCCCCAGUCUCUUCCAAACCAACCAACCAGAGCUGAAUGAAGAA